CUCUCUCUCUUUUCUGAGCCAAAGAGACGUGGUAGAGGCGAACCUCUCUUCCUGGUGAGUGCUGCCUCUCACAUAUAUAUACUUUCUUCCUUGUCUAAACUUGUGGUUCUGAAACCUCUCUUCCUACUCUCUUGGCCAAUAAGAUCAGUACCUUCCGUAAAGCUAGCUAGAUUAUCAGAGCGAAAAUGGAGGGCGCCGAGGAGAUGAAGAACUUCACCAAGGCAUGGCUUUCAGUCUUCGUAUCUCUGUGCUACUGCUAUGCCAUAGGUAAGUUUGUUCCCAGAGGAUUUCCAAGACUCUUUGGUUUGCUCCCCAUCGUUUGCCUCUUUCUUGUCCUUCCUCUUAACAUCUCCUCCAUUCACCUGGGAGGCAUCACUGCUUUCUUUGUUGCUUGGCUUGCCAACUUUAAGCUUUUGCUCUUUGCUUUUGGUAAAGGACCUUUAUCCUCCAACACUUCAAUCCCUCUUGGGCGCUUCGUUGCUAUUGCUUGUUUGCCCAUUAAGGUCCGGCAAAACCCUGCUCCUAAAUCACAAUCAAAUGGCCAAAAAGGUACUCAUAGUCCGGAUCGGAAAUCACAUUCCAAUGGCAAAACAAAAGAAAACCCAGUUCCUGGAAAGCCUAAAAUGGGACAGAAAUCGCCUCUGAACUACGCAACAAAGGGUCUGUUAUUGGCAAUGUUGGUUCGAGUCUAUGACUACAGUGAGCAUAUUCAUCCAACCGUCUUACUCAUUCUAUAUUGCUUUCACAUAUAUUUCUGCCUCGAAAUCAUCCUGGCCAUGUUCGCAGCACUGGCUCGAACCCUCCUGGGUCUCGAGCUCGAGCCACAGUUCGACGAGCCGUACCUGUCCACCUCGUUGCAGGACUUCUGGGGCAGGCGAUGGAACAUCAUGGUCACCGGCAUCCUACGACCGACUGUAUACGAACCCGUCCUCCACGUCGCUACUCGCGUGAUGGGAAACCGCAGGUGGGCAUCACUACCGGCCGUACUCGGUACCUUUGUCGUAUCGGCGCUCAUGCACGAGCUGAUUUUCUACUACCUGGGGCGUGUGUGGCCCACCUGGGAGAUCACGGGGUUCUUCCUCCUCCACGGGGUGUGUCUGAUGGUCGAGAUCGCUUUGAAGAAGGCUAUCGCCGGAAGAUUCAGGUUGCCGACGAUGGUAGCACGGUCCCUGACCAUCGGAUUCGUGAUGGUAACCGGAUUCUGGCUGUUCUUCCCCCAGCUCCUCCGGUGUAAGGCUGAUGUUAGGGCGUUUGAGGAGUACGCGGCUGCUGGCGCGUUUUUUAAGAAUGCUUUUCAUGGUCUAACUUGGACGGCUCUCAAUACGACAGCAACCCUGUAAACGAAUGUAGGUCUCGGACAUACUCUCAUAAGUCAGUUCAUCGGACGGUUUAAAAUUAAAACUUAAUUGCAUCGAACGGCAUAAUUCGAUAGAUGAAUUUUGUACACUCAUUUAUUAGUGGAGAAUUUCAACAGUCUUAUACA
Messenger RNA from Juglans regia (Persian walnut), 1483 nucleotides. RefSeq names its product acyl-CoA--sterol O-acyltransferase 1-like. Lineage: Eukaryota; Viridiplantae; Streptophyta; Magnoliopsida; Fagales; Juglandaceae. Bases 186 to 1340 code for a protein of 384 amino acids. The record is from RefSeq and is a predicted model, not a curated record. The transcript has a single exon. Gene Ontology annotation, biological process: lipid metabolic process.